AUGUUGCAACAUCGCGCGCCCUCGGACGGAGGUGGGCGGAAGAGGAGGGCGGGUGUGGGUGCGGGAUUCCGCCGGGGACGCGUGGGCCCGGGAGACUCGGCCAGGCAGACGGCCUGCCUCAGGAAAUCCAGAAUGGAGACGGGGAAGGUGAGUGGGCAGCGGAUGUGGCAGGGAUGGGCUGGGCAUGCAGCCCGCGCCCCACGCCUUGCAUGGCAAUCUUACCGCUCCCUCCAUGGCGAUCCCGGCACGGCGAUUGCCCGCGAGGCGUCCACGCGGAUGGCAGGGCAAUCCGCCCGGGUCCGUCGCGCCUGUUGGACUGGCCAUCGUCGUCUUCUGCGCGCCGCGGUGACCCCUGUUGCAACUGGAACGGGGCGCAAAUCUGAGUGA
Ostreobium quekettii is the source of this 387-nucleotide messenger RNA. NCBI's taxonomy places the organism in Eukaryota, Viridiplantae, Chlorophyta, Ulvophyceae, Bryopsidales, Ostreobiaceae. The record is from the annotation of a GenBank genome assembly.